Messenger RNA from Sesamum indicum (sesame), 819 nucleotides. RefSeq lists its product as uncharacterized. Lineage: Eukaryota; Viridiplantae; Streptophyta; Magnoliopsida; Lamiales; Pedaliaceae. The record is from RefSeq and is a predicted model, not a curated record.
UACCUCCUAUCCUAUAUAAGGACUCAGCACAUUGCAUGUGAACUCCAAGACCAGACCAAAAGAAGAAGAAAACACAAACAUCAAUACCCUUAACUUCUAGCUUCCUUGUAAUCCCAAUGGAAUGCUUAAACAUGUUUAGCAACGACAGCCUCUACAACAACAUGGGUCCAAGAAUCUCAUUCUCAAAUGAUUUUGCUGAUCCUCAACACCCCAUCAACCUAGAAAACAGCUACAGAGAAGCACCUGCAUCCUCAGACUUUGAGUUUUCUGUCCCUAGUUACACUAUGAUUUCUGCUGAUGAGCUUUUCUGCAAGGGAAAGAUGCUGCCCUCGAGAGGGAACUGCGUAAAAACUCCCACUCUCAGAGAUCAGCUUCUUGCUGGAGACGAUGAUUGCGAGGAGAUUGGACCGUCGAGGUUAGCUAAAAGUACGGGGCGGUGGAGGGAGCGAUUAGGACUAAAGAGAUCACAUAGUAUUGUACCUAAGAAAGCGGGUAAGAAUAGCGAUGGAGGUUUAGAAAGAAUCGAUGAAAUGAAGAUCCCGGAAAUGGCUUAAGGUGAGGGGAUAGCCAGUGAGAAUUAGUUGAUUUUGGUGUAUAUUCAUUGGGGUUGGGGAGGAAGAUUUUUUAUGUUGUUGCUGCUGCUGUUGAUGUUAGAGAAUAUUGAUUUCAGGUUUGGACUAAUGUAGAGUGAAAGUCAGUUGUUGUUUUUGAUCCCUCUUCCUCAACUAUUAACCUGUGUACAAUGUAAAAUCUUUCUGAUUCAGUAGUUCGGUCUUGGCUUGACAUUGUAAGAAAAAAAUUGAACCUGGGUUGUAUUAA